AAAUUCGCUCUUYUGCACACUUGUACAGCCCUUUAAAGAGUUUUUACCAAUAUUGUGAUAAAAUGGAACAAUUAAUUUGCAGAACUUGCUUAAAAACGAAUCUAUCACCAACGAGUUGUGUACAAAUUUAUAAUUUGGUCGAAACAAAUCAAAUGACGGUAAAAGACAUGUUGGAAUUAUUUAUGCCUGAAAUGGACUUGGAUUUAUUUGAUGGUGAAAUARUAAUGUGUAUACAAUGUUCAGAUUCCUUGAAAAAGGCUUAUCUCUUUAAAGACACUUGCUUAAAAACAGAGGAAAGAAUUUAUGAUUACUUGCAGAAAUACAAUAUUAAACUGGGCAAAAAAAUUAGUUUAAGUAACAUAAUAAGUCACGGAAAUAAUUAUCCUGUGAUAAAAAAUGAUGACUUGACUGAAAGUUACUUAAAUUCUUUCCAAGACAGCAAUAGUGUUAGUUACCCAAAUAAUACAGUAAUGAAACCGGAUAUAAAUCAGAUUCCGUCAGAACAUGAAAACCAAACGUUGGAAAAAUCGCGUAAUAGGAGACAUCGAAGCAGUACAAAAAAAUCUAAAAGCGAUAACACUUCAUUAAAACGCAGCUACACGUGCGAUUUAUGUGAAUACAAAGCCUAUAGAUUAGACCUCCUCAACACUCACAAACAGAAACACAAUAAAAACAUGUUGAGUGUAAAAGAAUACAAAUGUGACUUUUGCACCUACACUACUCUACGCAAACGGGCCUUAGACCGGCAUUCAUUCACACAUAAAGGCAAAUCGCCUCAUUUGUGCCAAAUAUGCAAUAAACCUUUUGCAGAAAAAUAUCAGUUGAAGUUGCACAUGAUCACACAUACGGGACAGGAGCUUCCACAUAAAUGUGAAGAGUGUGGUAAGGGAUAUUUGACCAAAUCGUAUUUAAAACAACAUAAAGAGACGAAACAUUUAGCGGAAAACUGUGCAAAAUGUGAUAACGAUAAGGAAGAGUGUGGACAUGCAACUAGAUGCUAUAAAUGUGAUUUGUGCGAGGCUAGUUUUAGUGAUAGGAGAGGGCUAGGCGCCCAUAAGUUCACACACACGGGGGGCGAACUACCCUACAAGUGUUCGCAGUGCAGUUUUAGUACGGCGUGGAAGGGGAAUUUGAAAAAACAUCUAAACAACAAGCAUUAAGAAGGAGAUUUCGCAAAAUUUUUAUAUUUGAUGCAUAGGUGGCAGCAGUGACAUUUUGCUUCAUUUGUUUUUAUUCUUGAAAGUUGGGAAUGAUUUUCUACUCAAGAUAGGGUAUUAUUUAUGUGUUUUUUACCCUCACGAGGAUCCCUUUUUGAAUAAUUUGAAUAAAUUUGUGUUUGACUUUUUUUUUAAUAAAUUAAGAGUUCGAAUUGCUCCUUCGCCUCAGA
Messenger RNA from Tribolium madens (black flour beetle), 1387 nucleotides. Its product is annotated as zinc finger protein 99-like. Bases 63 to 1160 code for a protein of 365 amino acids. The record is from RefSeq and is a predicted model, not a curated record. Gene Ontology annotation, cellular component: nucleus. The transcript is spliced from 4 exons. NCBI's taxonomy places the organism in Eukaryota, Metazoa, Arthropoda, Insecta, Coleoptera, Tenebrionidae. Gene Ontology annotation, molecular function: zinc ion binding.